AUGGAAUAAAAUGAAUAUUAAAAUCUAUUAAAAUCUAUUUCAAAUAAAAACUAUAAAGAACUAAUCCAUAAACCUAUCCAAACAGACAUUUAAGAUUCAAUUGAUUUCGGCUUUUAAGCAGUUUAUCAAUCCUAAACUAGGAAAUUUUAUCUUUAAAAUCCCAACGAAUAUCCCAUAGACUUUAAUUUUGAGUCUAAAAUAUUCCAUAUAAAUCCUUAGAUUGGUAAACUAAUGCCAAAACAAGUUUAAUAAAUAUAAAUAUAAUUUACUCCUUUUGAAGCAUCAGCAUUAGUAAGUACAGUAAUCUUAAAUAUAGAAAAAGAAGAUGCUCGAAUAAUAAAAAUUAGUGGUGUAGGAAAAUAUGUAUAUUUAUAAUUAUCGAGUAAAAAAGUGAAUUUCGGUAAACUUUUGAUAGGAAAAAGCUUGAUAAAAUAAAUUUCCAUAAAAAAUAUUUCUCAAGUUUAAACAGAAUUCACCAUUUAAAAAAAAAAUACAGACGAAAAUAUACAUUAAGCAUUUUUUUUAGACGCCAAAGAGGGAUAAAUACCCGGAAAUUCAAUUUUUUUAUUAAAUAUUAAUUUUAAACCAUAAUUAUAGGAUUUAGUGUAUAUUUAACAUUGGGAAAUUUUAUUUCCGGGAGGAAAUCCUGUCGAAUUUUCCGUUAUUGGGGAAGGGGAGGGUUUCGAUGUUUUUUUUGAUGUAAAAAGUGUGAAUUUUGGAGAAAUUAAAAUUGGGAAUUAAUAAAGUAAAUUAGUUAAAUUAUAUAAUAAUUCAGAUAUGGAGUGUAGAUAUUAAAUUUUUAAUGAACUAGGAAAUGUUUUUUAGGCAAAUAAUUAAAUUGGAGUAAUUAAAGGAAAGUCUCAUGUUAGGAUUUUAAUACUCUUUCAGCCGAUUAAUACUAUUUGUUAUUAUGAAAGGAUUUUUUGUGUAUUAGGACAUAAAAAAAUUUUAUUUUUGGAUGUUUUGGGAACUUGUUAUGAUUUAUUGUUUAAACCAUUACCUAUUGUAUAGAAUUAAAUUGAUAAUUUUAGAUAAAGAAUUAUAGAAGGAAGAGUUAGUUUUAUAGAUUUUAAAUAUAUGGAAAAUUCUAUUUUGUUAAAAAUUAGUGGAGAAUUUAAAUAGAAAUAAUAGUAAUUUUUAUAAUAAAAUAGUUAAUUUAAUAAUAAAAUUGAUAAUUUUAAGGAAGGAAAUAGAAAAAUAAAAAAUAAAGAUAUAUACAGCUAAAAUAACUUUUUAGAUUUUGACUAUCAAGAUUUUAUGUCACUUAGUUAAGGAAGAUAAAUAAGUAUAAAAAAUAACAUGAAUUGUAAUAUAACUAUAUUCUGGACUACAUAAAAAUAAAAUUCAUAGAUAGAUAAUCAUAUGUCUAUAUUUUCUGUAAGACCCGAAAGUGCAACAAUUAAAGAAAAUUAAAGUUUUACAUUCGAAAUAUCCUUUAGACCAAUAAAAAAUAAUUUUUAUUUUUAUCAAUCAUUGUAGUUUUUUGCAUAUAAAUACAGUGAAAAAUUAACUAAAAAUAUGGCCGAUUAAUUUUAAAAGUCUCUAUUAACUUAAUCUUUAAAAUUUCAAUCUUUAGAAUAACAAUAAGUAUAAUAAUAAUAAUAAAAUAAAAAAUAAAAUUUAAGAUAUUCAUCAUAAACAUCCUAAUAAAUUAAAACUUAAAAUAAUUAUAUAUCUGAUGAAACUAUUCCUCCUUUUUGUGGUUAUUUAUACUGUAUAGGUCAUUCUUUCGCUAAUCCUAAUUAAAUAUAUAUACCUAUAAUACAUUUAUAACCUGAAAAAGUAUACUUUAAUAACUGUAGAUUAGGUGAAACCACUUUUUAAACAUUUGAAAUACAUAAUAAAAGUGAUACUCCAGUAUUCUUUAGAAUUCUUAAAGAUUAAGAUGACGUUUUUUAGGUUUUUCCUUAAAUUGGGUUGAUUUAUGGGAAGUCUUUUUGUAUUGUUAGUACUUAGUUUUAGCCUAAAGAGUCUUAAAAAUAUGAGACUUUUUUAUAAAUUUAAUUUAAUCAUUAAAGUGAUAAUUUAAAAAAAGUUUUUCUUUAGGCUUUUUGUAGCAAAAUUAAUUUAAAGGUUGAAAAUGAGGGAAAACUGUUUUUUUCGCCUUGUUUUUUGGGAGUAAAAUCGAAAUAAAAAUUCAAUAUUUGGAAUAAUUCAUUAUUAAAUUUGAAUUUUUUUAUUGAGGUGCCUCCAAAAUAUAGCCAGGAAUUAUUUUUUGAACCAUAGGAAGGAGUUUUGAAAAGUAACGAAAAAUUAGCAAUCUGUUGUAGCUUUAUACCUUAAAAAAAAAAAAAAUAUAAAAUCAAACCGACUAUAAGUGCAUAUGUAAUCGAAAAUUAGUAAAAUUCUAUGGUUGGGGUGUUUAAUCCAGGAUCAGGAUUAUUUACUAAAAACUAAGAGGAGGAAAAAAUGGAUAUAUAAAUGGAAGUUUAAGGAGAAGGAAAUGAUGGGAAUAUUCUAGUUUAGCCAAGAGUGUUGGAUUUUAAGAUUGUAAAAGUUAACUUUUCUGAAAAAAAGAGUGUCUAAAUAUAAAACAUGUCUGAUUGUACAUUUUUUGUGUUUUUUAAGUUAGUUUAUGAUGAAAACUAGGAAGAAAAAGAAGAAAAAAAUGAAUUUUUAAUCGAAAAAAACUUCAAAUUAGAUAUUUAAGAAAGUAUAUUAGCAGCUCAUUCUAAAAUAGAUUUAAAUGUGUAUUUUUUUCCUAUAUAGGUCAAUAAAUUUAAUUUAAAAUUACAAGUUUAUGCAUGUAAUAAUGAAUAAAAUAGGGAAAAAUUAAUACUGAAAGAUUGUAUAUUUUUAAAGGCUGUUGGAAAUUACCCCCUUUUAAAAAUAAUUGAUGUUCGAAAUGAUGUAGUUUCAGUGACUUAAUUAUGGUAAAAUUUCUAAAUUAAUAAAAUAAAUUAAGAACUAGGAAAAGACCUAAAUGAAAACGAAAUUUAAUUUCUAAAUAUAGAGCAAUUAAAUAUAGAAUAAGCAUAAAAAUUGCAAAAAAGUCUCAAAAACUACACUUGGAACUUCGGUUAUUUAUCUAAUAAAAAAAGCGUAAAACCGAGAAUUAUUGUAGUAACAAUUUAAAAUACAGGAGGAACAGAAUUAGACUAUCAUUUUAAAUUACCUUCUGAUUCCUAAAUUGAUGUUGAACCUUGGGCUGAUCCAGGAAAACUAUAAGAAGAAGAUGCUUAUGAGAGAGCUAUUGUGGAAAAAAAGAUAUUUUAAAUAAUACCUAAGUUUGGAACCUUAAAACCUAUGUAAUUAUAAGAUAUUUAAUUAAUUUAUAGUCCAGGUAAUGUCGAAGACGAUUUUUCGCAGUGUUUUAAAUAAUAAUAGGAGAAGUCUAGUUAGUAGAAUUAGAGCCAUGUAUUGAGGGUUGUUCUUUAGAUUUUUAAUGGAAAACCUUUAGUUAUUAAUUUAAAAGGAACUACAUUGUCACCUAAUUAAGGGAUGUUAACAGUAAAGAAAAAAAAAAUAGAUUUGCCAGAUUGCCCUAUAGGAAUGAUUUAGCCUAUUAAAUAUCCUAUAGAGAUAUAGAAUGUGGGUUCGACAAAAAUAAGUUACUAAGUGGAUAUUUAAGAGAUUAAUUAAAAUGGAGAAAAUAUAGAAUCGGCAUUUAAUACUUUCUCAGUGUCGAAUCCAGAAGGCUCCCUUAAUCCAAAUGAAAGAUCUUACUUAUAUUGUCAAUUUAAACCUAGUGUAGCUAAAAAAUACUACCAUAUACUAGUUAUUAAAGCCUAGGACUAUAUGAAACCUUUGAAAGAAAUAAGGUUAACUAUUAGUGGAUAAGGAUAUGCAAAUCCUCCUCCGAAGAAAAUAAAAAGCAAAGAUAAUGAAAUCCCAUAAUAAAGAUCGAGUGUUUCUCCUAUAGGUAGUAAAUGUUGCUUUUCGAUAGAGGAAAUAGAUUUUGGAUUAAUUUUACCAAAUAAACCUACCCAUAGGAUCAUAAUUUUAUAUAAUUUAUCUAAAGAUACUAAACUUACUUAUGAUUUUACUCAAGGUUUCUGCUCUAGUACUAAAACUCCAGGUUUAGUUUGUGAUGAUAUGUUUAUUAUAGACCCUCCUUAAGGAUAAUUAUAACCAGAAGAAUUUAUAGAACUUAAAUUAACUUUAGAGGCGUCUAUAUAACCUUCUAUUUAUGAAGGAGAAAUUGAAUGUACUAUAUAUUGGGGAAAUUAUAAUUUGAAUAAUAAUUAAUUUAAAUCUUCUUUAGUUUCUUAAAAUAUAGGAAAUAUAGAAAAAGAAACUUUAUUUUUCAGAAUAAAAAAAGAAUCAAAACUUGAUAUAAAUUAAAAUAUAUCAAAUCAAAUUUAAUUAAAAAUAUAAAAUUAAAAUGAUCAUUAAUUCGUUAAUUUUAUUACAAGUGCUAUAGAUGACAUAUUAAUUGAUAAUUCGCUAUUUAAAAUCUUAUAAAGAUUAGAUAAAUAACCAAUAUAGCUUUAUAAAUCUUUUGAUGAUUAGGACACUUUUAAUGAAAAUUAAAAUAUUCAUAUUGAAAAUCUAAAUAUGAGUAAAAGAUAAACUAUAGAUUUUAAAAACCAGAGAUUGUUAUUUUUAAAUUAACCGUUUUUAGAUUUAGUUGAUCUUAUUUUUGAAAAUACUUACUUUAAUAUUAUUUAAGAAACUACAAGAAAAGAAUGUGAUUUAUUAAAACUUUCAAAAAAUUUUAUAAUACCAAAAUAAUGA
This is a messenger RNA of Ichthyophthirius multifiliis, 4677 nucleotides long. RefSeq lists its product as hypothetical. NCBI's taxonomy places the organism in Eukaryota, Ciliophora, Oligohymenophorea, Hymenostomatida. The transcript is spliced from 7 exons. The record is from RefSeq and is a predicted model, not a curated record.